AUGACCACCGCCUCCUCGGAGUUGGGUAGCUCGGACAUGCUCCUUCACAUACUUGCUGCAAUUAUCCUGCUUCCAACUGAUGGUCCACGCUCUCCUAACUUCAUUCAGCUAUUAUUCAGAGAAUUUGGAUUUCAGAUACACAAUUUAGCUCACAGAUUGCAAACCAUGCGCAACAUUAUCUGGAUGGAACCUCUUGAACAUGUUGAUCUAUUUGAUCGAGAUAUUUGCCUAUCCCAUUCCACAUAUUCCACAUUUACGGAUUUCGUUUUUGAUCAGUCUUGCUCAAACACAUUCUUCAUCGACAAGGACUAUCAUAGCAACUUUCUUGCCCAUAGAUGCCUCUGCCUUCUUCAGUCAGACGAGGAUCGUCAAAAUUCCAUUUUGUACAGAAAUUGGGCUCGCAUCUGCUCUGUCGUCGACAAUCCUAGUCAGGAGUUGUUGUCCCAACUUUCUAAUGUGGAGCUAGGUGAUCUAAUCGAAGUCGACUCAGAGGAUCCAUACAAUUAUUGGUCCCGUUGGAUCUGCAAUUUCCAUAUCACAGUCCGCUGUAACUUCGAAACUAUCUCAUCCUGGCUAAAAUCUCAAGCUUCGGAUGGCAUAGCUCUUCCUACUAAUCUUAUUGACCACUUUGAUAGGAUUUACGAAAAAGGUCUUCACAUUCGAAGCAGGAGUGAUCUCGAUCCAGCGGUCCGCGAUUACAUGCUGAUCAUCCUCUCGAUCGCCAUUUGGAAGUGGUCUUCUUCACCAUGGUAUCCAAACUAUUCAACUGCGAUAACGCAUUUAUGCCGCAACAUGAAUUUAAGUAUUGGCCUGGACUAUACCAGGAGUGAAUUGCGCUCAAUCGCAUUCAAGUUUUGCAGAUGUUCGACGGGGUCCGGCUCUUUCGAUUCCGAAUGCAUACUGUCUCCGAUUGUGGGUGCAACAGAUCUGUACCACGUGAAUAUCCAGGCUGGUUGUGCGCAAAUCUUGAAAGCGCUUCAAACUGAUUUGCAGUCAACAUCGUCACUUUAUCAUGUUACUCAUGAUCUAGUAUUGGGAGUUCUAACGACAUUGACACAAUGUACUCCCCGGCUUGAACUCCUUCCCUUCUGUCAAAUAGUUUUGGAUGUCAUUGGUAGGAUACAAGGUCAUAUUUGGCGAUUGCAGGAGCACUUAGACGAGCUGAGUUCAUGGCUUGAGUCCUUCCCUACCGAUUACGCCAAUGAAACUGAAACCUUGAAGAAGUAUAUCAAAGAUCUCGUGUUAGAACGUCAAAACUUGUCAAGCCUCUAUACUAGUGUUAGUACAUUAUAG
Marasmius oreades (fairy-ring Marasmius) is the source of this 1293-nucleotide messenger RNA. RefSeq lists its product as uncharacterized. The transcript is spliced from 3 exons. Bases 1 to 1293 code for a protein of 430 amino acids. Lineage: Eukaryota; Fungi; Basidiomycota; Agaricomycetes; Agaricales; Marasmiaceae. The record is from RefSeq and is a predicted model, not a curated record.